Lepidothrix coronata (blue-crowned manakin) is the source of this 5989-nucleotide messenger RNA. It is a transcript of the gene NIBAN1, whose product is annotated as family with sequence similarity 129 member A. NCBI's taxonomy places the organism in Eukaryota, Metazoa, Chordata, Aves, Passeriformes, Pipridae. The record is from RefSeq and is a predicted model, not a curated record. Bases 41 to 3403 code for a protein of 1120 amino acids. The transcript has 14 exons.
UGCCGCUCCGCUCCCGCUCCCGCUGCCGCUCCGCCGCACCAUGGGCGGCUCUGCCUCCGCGCCGCUGGACGACAGCAAGUGCACCUACAUCCGAGGAAAAACAGAGGCCAUCAUCAAGAACUUCAGCCCACACUACCGACGCCAGUACGCCGUGGCCUUCUGCAGGCACGUGCAGGAGGAGCUGGAGCAGCACCGGCAUUCCCAGUCCUGCUUCCUGAAAACCAAGCCCCCAGGGGAAGCGGGGACGGUCUUGUACGAGGCAGAGCUGCUGCAUUUCGCGGAGGAUCUGAAGAAGUGGAAGGACAGAUAUGUCGUUAUCAGAAAUGACUACACUGUGGAUUGCUUUGAGACCAAGGAGGCCUACCAGAAAGGAGCCAGCCCUAAAUAUCACGUUGUUCCUGCAGGAGGCAAAGUGCUGACUUCAGAAGAAGAUUACAAUUUGCUGUCUGAUAAACAUUUUCCAGAUCCUGUGGGGUCGAGUGAGAAGGAGGUGAGUCCAGCCUUUGUGCAGCUCCCCAAGGAGUUCCCGGUGUUCCUGUGGCAGCCCUUUGCCCGGCACAGCUACUUCUGCUUCCCGGAGCCCGGAGCCCAGAGGGAGUUCAGCGCCGUGCUGGGGGACUGUGUGAGACACUCCAACCACGAUUUCCUCAAGCAGACCACGUAUGAAGUCGAGGCGUUCCUAGAAGCCAUUCAGUUCUUCCGGCAGGAGAAAGGCCACUAUGGGACGUGGGAAAUGAUAACUGGCAAUGAAAAAGAGAUCCUGAGCAACCUUGUGAUGGAGGAACUCCUGCCUAACCUUCAGACAAUGAUCCUGCCUAAAAUGAAGGGGAAGAGGAAUGAUAGGAAGCGGGCCUGGUUUGGUAUCGUAGAAGAAACUUAUGGCUUAGUCCAGCAGCAAGUGGCAGAAGGAUUAAGUACCUUGAAAGAAGAAUGCAGAGACUUUGCAAAAACUCUUGAAGGAACCAUUCGUUCAGACAUGGAUCAGAUUCUGAACUCCAAGAACUUCUUAGCUGGAAAAAUCAAAGCCACUGUCUCUGAGCCUGCCCAGAAGUGCUGCACAGAGAACAUCCAGCCGUUCCUCACCUCCAUACUCGAGGAGCUCAUGGGCCCCGUGAGUUCGGGAUUCACGGAAGUCCGCUCGCUUUUUGAUAAAGAAGUUAAUGACAUCAUCCAGGACUUCCAGAAGACCAAUGACAUGACAAAGCUAAAGGAGAACGUGGAUCAGCUUAUGAAACUGCCCUUCAACUCCGUGAAGAUGGAGCCCUGCUAUGUGAAGGUGAACCUCCUCCAGGAGCUCCUGCAGGACCUCAAGAGUCGCUUCAAGGUCUAUCACAUUGAUUUUGUGAUUCAGAGGACACAGAACUUCAUGCAAGAGCUGAUGGAAAAUGCAGUUUAUACUUUUGAGCAGCUCUUCUCUCCAAGUCACCAGGCAGACUCGGCCAAAGUGGCAACAACCAUUGAAAAAGUCAAGCUGAGGGUGCUGAAGCAAUAUGACUAUGACAGCAGCACCAUCAGGAAGAAGAUAUUCCAAGAAGCACUGGUACAGAUUACCCUGCCCACAAUGCAGAAGAGCCUGGCUUCAACAUGCAAACCAGAGCUGCAGAAAUACGAGCAGUACAUUUUUGCUGAUUACACGAGUGUGAUCCAAGUAGAGAAUGUGUAUGAAGAGAUUUUAUAUCAGACACUGCUUGAAGAGGCCCUGAAAGUGAUAAAAGAAGCUGCCAUUCUGAAGAAGCACAACCUCUUUGAAGACCACCUGAAUUUGCCCUGCGAGAGCGUGUCCAGCCUGGCGGAGCUGAAGACCCCUUCGGGCUCAGCACAGACCACCCCCGCCAAGAAACCUUCGGCCGCCCGAGCCGAGGUGUCGGACACGGAGAGCCAGGGGGACGAAACGCUCGUUGUGACGGGAAAAAUUGCUUGGGAGAAGGAUGCUGAGGAAGGAAAGUCAUCGGACAAAGAGGCCUCUGGUAACGCAGCUGGUGAUCACAGCAAAAGUGAAGCAGUGGUUGUUACAGACAUCGGUGAGAAACGGGAGUCCCCUCCAGCUGCCCACACAAAACGGGGAGUUGCAGAGGGGAAAAGCGCUGUGGAGAAUGAACCAGAGUGUGUGAUGAACGCUGAGAGAGAACUGCAGACGCCACAAGAAGCUGUGGAGGAAAAAGUAGCUUCUGGGACUGACACUGCAGUGAAAAAUAUUUGCUCCAGCCCUAAAAAAGAACCUAAGGCACCUGAAGGAGCAGCGGAGGAAAAGGCAACUUCAGAGAGUCGAAUGGCAAUGCAUGCUGCAUUUGUCAGUGCCACUGAAAAAGAAAGCAAAGCACAGGAAGACGUUUCUGAGAUAAAGCUGACUUCCCCACUUGAGAGUGUAACGGAAGCAGAGGUUUCAGGGAAUGCUGAAAAGAAAACCGAGGUAGAAAAAGAAAUGAUGGGAAAAUUAUCUCAGCGUGAAAAUGCAGUAGGAACAGGGUUUGAAGAGGAUGGUAAAAAAGAAAGCAGGGAGCAAGGAGCGAGUACAGAGAAAAGAGUUGUUUCCCAGCGUGGAAGCACAGGGAAAGGAGAGUUUGGGGAUAGUCCUGGAAAAGAAAGCAGGUUGGAAAAGAAGAGUUGUAAAUCCCCUGAUGAUGUGAACGAGAUAAGGAGUUUGCUGAUGGUGGCAGUUGAGAUACCAGCAGAUGCUCCAGAGGAGAACGUAAAGGAGAUGUGUGAGGGGGAGCUAAUGAAGUUGCAAGAGGACAAUGGAGGGAACAGUGAAUUGAGCAAAGUGGCUGUGGCAGAAAUUCAGGUGAGCCAGACGAUGAGGAGUGAAGAUGCAGCAGAAUGUGUGGAACUCAAAGAGGAGAGACCGUCCUCAUGUUUGGGGACAGAUGGUACGAGUCUAGGGAGUGUGUCCAGGGGUGCACAAGCAGAGUGGCUGGUGGAAAGCUCGGACCUGCCUCAGGAGGCAAAGGCAGAGGUGGAGAUGAAGCAAAGUGUGUGGUACACGGGUGUGGGAAGCUGUGGAAGUGAGAGGUUGCAGCCAGAGGAACACACAGGAAAUGUGUCAGAAGACAGAAGGUUGGCUGGGCAGGAAGGAGGAGCAGGGAAUAGCCACACCAUCCCGGUGGAGGUGGGGUCACAGAGCUCCUCUCAGAGGGCUGCUGAACAUGCAGACACCACACAAGUGCCUAUUUUGGAUACAGAGAACCCAGGAACAGCACUGCUGGAGGCAGUCUCUUUGAUGCCACAGCAGCACGAGGUUAACGCUGCGUUAAAGGUCACAGGAGAUAAAGAGGCUGGUGGGGGCGAGGGGGAGCCAGGAGAUGAAUCAUCUUCACACACGGAAAUCAAAGGCACAGAAGUAAAAGAUAUUCUCAGAGAAGAAAACAGAGAAGAUACUUGUGUACAGCAAAACUCGGAAGAGUAGGAAGUGUUUUUCAGCCCGGCCCUGCAGGAUUUAUUUACUCCAGUAAUCCUCGUGUAAUUGUGAAUACUCCUUUGGGUUGGGGCUAGAGGAAAUGGGCUUUGUUGGGGGAUCGCCAGCUCUUCCAGGUUUCCCACAGAUCUCUUCCUGAGUGAUAGGUGAUGGGCUUCUUUUUGGUUUAAAACCAGGUUACUGCUGAGAAACCUCAUCUUUCACUUAAAAUUUGCUCCCUUUUAUGGUUAGAAAAAAAGUCUGAAAAUGUGACCACUGAAUGCUUCAAAAGCAAAUCACUCCCAACUAUUAUCAAUUUAUUUUAACAACUUCACUGUUCGUAGUGUUGCUCAUGAUUUUUCAGUGCAUGGAUUUGACAAGUACUGCUCUGAUCCUGGUGGUUGGUACAUAGAUACUCGAAGGUGCUUUUAGUAUUUGCAUGCAGUGUACAGGAAAUAAAUCAAUCUUUUAGUAGUUAAACAGAACCCAGUGGUUAAUUUAGUAGGUUGGUCAAAAGCCACACUCUAAGCAAACUCUGCAAACUGAUUACUUAAUUAUUUUCAAGUUUUGGUAGAUGUUAAAGACAAGCAAAUGUUCUGAUUUUUUAUUUUUUUUCUCUUACUGCUAUAUUUAAAAUGGGGAAAGUAUGGGAGCAGGUUUCUCAGUCCCACUGUGCACUUCUGGGUUAUUUAGCCUUCCAGAGCACUUUACAGCUAUUUUAUUUUGUUUUAUUUUAUGGAAGGGAGAGAUGAGAAUGUUUACAAUAACUAUAACCAUUGGCAGCAUCUCUCUGGUUUCAUUCCCACCAUAAAAUAGAUUCACUUACAGCUAUCUAAUACAGAACACUGAGUCCUGCCAUGCCCAUUCCUACUGAGUUACCCAGUUCUGUAGGCAUUUUUAGGUGUGGAAAUCACAUAAUUAAGUCGCAAUAAUUGUGAAAUAUCAUAAUCAUUGCAUAUAAUUUCUAAUAGAGAUGUUAACUGAAGUGAAAAGCAGCCAAAGGUUAUUACAUGUGCUUAGAUUUUGGAGAGCAGAAUAACAUUAAAAAAGCAGUUAUUAAAAUGAGACAGUUGUUUUCCUACAUAUCAAACCAUGAUCUAGGCAUGGAUUUGCUUAGAUGUGUUAUUUACAUUUAAGUUUAUGGACUGUGCACAGAAAAGCUUGGAAAUGAAACCCAGUAUUUUAAUAAAUUGGGCUUUAGAGUGCAAGACCUCACUUUAGAGGUCAGUUUAAGGCACCUUAAAAUUUUGGCCCUGUGUUUCAGACUGUUUCUGAAUAUCAUACAUUACAGGACAGCAAAGAUUAAUGAUAAAUACAGUAAAGGACUGCAGGGUUUAUGCCCAUAAAGACAUGGGAAGAAAUAACAAAGUCCCGGGAGCAUAAUACAUGUUGGCAUUUACCUUCAACAAACUGCAAAGCCUUUUAAUGCUAUCAGAAUAUUCUUUAAUACUAACAGAAUUGACACUAGAGGAACAGGCAAACAUUGCUGUGUGAGAAAGGAACAUUGUUGAGUAACUAGACUAACUGCUCUGUCACUAUUGUAAAAUAAAUGCAAUUCUUAUUUAUUCCAGAAGCCAUACUGUGGUAUGGAAACAUGAAGGUCACAGAUGUUUUCUUUGCAGAAGGAUUUUGACUUGUUUCCUCCCUAUAUUUCAUGCAAAAAUACUAAUUUGUAAGCACACAAACCACUGCCAGCCAAUUUUUUUUUAACAAAUCAUUACUUACUUCACUGUCAGCUGGUUUGUUUUUACAAAUCAUUAACUAUUUUUAAUUGGUACUGAGUGCUAAGCGACUUCAAAUUUAUACCAUGUGCUAUACAUUUAAGCAGGAGCGGCCUCUUUUAGCUAAAAUCAGGGGACAUGAUGGGUUUUUAAUGCUCUUUUUGUGAAGAAGACAAGUAACAUGAUGGUAAAAAAGACUGCAGUGUCCUGCAAAAGGAAACUAAUUCAUUCUAAUAUGAAUUAGAUACAUCUGUACAGAGAGUAUUCAGAAUAAAUAUUCCCAUCAUGAUAAUUUUUGAGUUAUUUCUGUGGCAGGCUUAGAUCUGGGCAGUAUUUUCCUGUAACAUGAAUUGAGUUGCUGAAAGCAGGUGCUCGGAGGUUUUUCACAAGUAGGACAGGAAAGGACAGGGAAGAUUUAGCCCGCACAUUGCCUGGUUCUGCGAUUUAAAUUGGAGUUCCUCAUGGCUAGGGGACUGGUUUUUUCCCUUUUUGGACAUUUUCUGUCCAUUUGCAAAUGGAUAAAGUAGCAUUUCCUUGUCUUUACCAGAGGCAACAGCCAUUUCAAGCUCAGAAAUCUGCAAGGUUGCCUCGGACCGCUGAUCAAAAAUGAUAAUAACCCACCCAUUCCGUCAUUUUUUGUAGCUUUCUUUAAAUUUCCUACACAUACCCGGAAUGAAUUUUUUCCCUCGCACACUGGGAGCAGUAAAAAAUCGCCUCCCAGGGCAGGAUGGGUGAGGGCGCCCCGAGGGGAGCGGGCUGAGGGCUGGGAUUUCCUGGGCUUUCCACUGGUAACGGCCAGGACAUGAAACACAUUUGUAUUUCGCUUGGAACUUUGUAAGAACGCUUGUCAUGGAAAUAAAGACGCUCUUCCCUUCCA